AGCUAGUACGGUACAGUAUUUUUUUCAAUUUUGAUCAUCAUCACCAUCUGAAACCACUCGAACACGCCGAGUGCAAGCGAGUCCUAACAAUGGGAUAGAACGACGGUAGUAUUUCCAUUUUCACUGUUGUCUACUGUUGUCUAGCAUAGACAUCAGAGUAAACUGUAUUAUUUUUGAACACGUUGUUCAAAGUAUCAGCMCCUCUAUUGAUAACCGGGCCAAGAGCUACCAAGGAAUUCAGAAUCGAGUAAUUUACAAUGAACGCCCCAGAAAGAACGCAAUCGUUUCUUCUCGACGAAGAUACUGGAGAACUCAAGAUUGUAUACACAGCAGAUACGAAGGUAAGCUAAGGAARAGGUGGCGACUAUGAGAAUAGAAACAUUAUUGUUAGUGUUUUGUGGUGUGGAAUGCUUUGUUUCAUGGCAAAGGAAAAAUUUGUGGUGUUGGCGUUAUCGAGSCUUCACGUGACUUUUCUCUUUCAUCAACUCAUCAUCUGUAUUUUUCUUCGUAUUGYUUUCUUUUCAAAAUUGAAAGGUGACAAAUGCUGGUACAUUUCGUUUCAAYAAAGAAGACCACACAGUUGGAAACCUUUUCCGAAUGCAGCUCUUGAGAGAUCCCUCCGUUCGAUUUGCCGGAUACCUCCAUCCUCAUCCUCUCGUCUAUUUCAUCGAUCUGAAAAUUCAAACCAACAAUUCAACCGUUGCCCCCGUAGAAGUUUUAUCGGCCGCCAUCGACGACUUGUCUAACGAAACAGACCACUUGAUGACACAGUUUCAAGAGGCUUGCGAGGAAUGGAAGCGAACGAAUGACACAGAAGUCAGUGGGAAUUUUUAGAAACAGUAUACUGUACUACGAUAACUAGUAAUGUGGGCCAAUACAAUCAAUCAAGAGUG
Molecule: messenger RNA, 893 nt
Organism: Pseudo-nitzschia multistriata
Lineage: Eukaryota; Bacillariophyta; Bacillariophyceae; Bacillariales; Bacillariaceae
Source: the annotation of a GenBank genome assembly